GUGAAAUAUCAAUAUGGCAGCUACGGUCUGAUAGGUUGAACGUCGUAAUGUUACGACUAUGAAGAAAUAGCGUGUUUUGUGAAAAGCUACACGCGUAUUAAAAUCUUCAAUUUACGAAAUGUUUUACAGUAAUGUCAUUACUGAUUAAGUUUUACAAACUAUACAAGCCUCAUUAAAUACGAAGCCAAAGAAAUAAGGCAAUGGAUUUAACUUUAAUAACGCACAAAACGGAGAUUAAAGGUUGAGAAAAGAUAGUAGAGAGGAAAGCAUUCACAAUUCCCUCCGACGAACGGAGAAACAGAAGAAAUGCUGACUUCAAAAAACUACAAUAUUAUAUGUUAAGAAGAAAUUAAUUUUGCACAUAUAUUAAUUCUAUAAAAAGCAAGAAAAUGAGUAGAUCAGAUUGUGCAACUGAUGUAGGAAGCGGCUGGCGUGAAUGUGCCAAAUGGUUAACAAGAUGUGGAGCAUUACGAGCUGAUCACAAAGCCAAUUGGCCAAAUGCAACACCGUUUGAUCUUGCUUACACAUUAAGAGAUGGAGUAUUACUCUGUAAUUUAUUAAACACUGUAGAUUCAGGAUGCAUAGAUAUGAAAGAUGUGAAUCAAAAACCACAAAUGGCACAAUUUUUAUGUUUACGAAAUAUAAAAGUAUUCCUGUCUGCAUGUUCCACUAUUUUCGGAUUAUCAGAUUCCGACCUCUUCGAACCUUCUAUGUUAUUUGAUUUAUCCAAUUUUCAACGUGUACUUUGUACAUUAUCUGCUUUAUCGAAUUGUCAUCGUUUAAGGCAAAAGAGUAUUCCAGGUUUCUCAGUAGGCCAUAGUCGAUCUCAAGAAGAUAUUUAUAAAGAUUUGCAAAGUGCUGGUGUAGGGCGCGAAGAUGAAGGUCGUCGCAGAAGGUUUAGAAGGAGAGAGGGAGAUGAAGCAGGUGGAGGAGGAGACAAUGAUGACUCUGUAGGAGAAGAAGAUGGUUAUGGAGCUUAUUGCAGUCAUGCUCAAAGUGAAGAGAUCUAUCAGGACCUUUGUAGUUUACACCUGCCACCUCCUCCAUCUGUUGUUCAGCAGGGUGGUGCAAUAUCAGGAGGAGAAAAGAGAGACUAUGUUAUUCAAGAACUUGUAGAGACUGAAAGAAACUACUCGGAUGUUCUUAACAGUUUAUUAAAACAUUUUGCGAGACCGCUCUCGUCAUUGUUAAGACCUGAAGAUUCCGCACGAAUAUUUUUUGGUAUAAAAGAAUUGUCCGAAAUCCAUGCUGGCUUCCAUAGUCAACUUCGUAAAGCAAGAAACGGAGCUGCCUUAGCUCAAGUUUUCCUCGAUUGGCGAGAAAAGUUUCUUAUUUACGGAGAUUAUUGCGCAAAUCUUACGCUUGCACAAAAUACGCUACAAGAAGCAUGUGUGAAAAACGAAGUUUUUAAUCAGGAGGUCAUAAGAUGCCAACAAGAUUCCAAUAAUGGUAAAUUUAAACUACGUGAUAUACUUUCUGUACCAAUGCAGAGGGUGCUAAAAUAUCAUUUGCUGCUUGAUAAGUUAGUGGAAGAGACUCCUAGGGAUUGGCACGAAGAUCGACGUCAAUUAAAUGAAGCGAGAGAAGUUAUGGUAGAUGUAGCACAGUAUAUAAACGAAGUCAAACGUGAUGCAGACACAUUAGAUAUCAUAAAAGAUAUAGAAGCAUCGAUAAUUGAUUGGGACGUACCUGAAGAUGCACAAUUAAAAGAUUACGGACGUUUGUUAAGAGAUGGAGAGCUUAAGGUGAAAGCUCAUGGUGAUCAAAGAAUAAAAGCCCGUUAUGCAUUUGUUUUUGAGCAAAUCAUUCUAAUUUGUAAAGCAGGAAGAGGUGAUCAAUAUUGUUAUAGAGAUUUUUUACGUUUAGAUGAUUAUAGACUCGAGGAUCAUACGGGAAGACGAACUCUUGGCCGAGAUUCACGUUGGUCUUAUCAAUGGUUACUUGUGCAUAAACAAGCUUACACUGCAUACACCUUAUAUGCAAGGACAGAAGAACAAAAGCAAAUGUGGAUUAAAGCCUUGCAAGAUGCGAUGGAUAAUGUAAAUCCUGCUGCGUGUCGAAAUACGAAUCAUAAAUUUAAACUUACAACGUUUGAUACUGCACGUAGUUGUCAACGUUGCGGUCGAUUCCUUAAAGGCUGUAUAUUUCAGGGUUACAGAUGUGAAGUGUGUCGCCUUGCUGUACACAAACAAUGUAUUGCACAUUCAGGACGUUGUAUGCCAAUACCACCUCCACCUCCACCACCACCACCCUUACCUUGUGAAAGAGCACUUUCUGCGAAACUUUGGUUUGUUGGAGAAAUGGGACGAGACACGGCAUCUAAUAAACUUGAACCUCGUGAGGAUGGCACAUAUAUGUUAAGAAUAAGACCAGCUGGUCAACCUCGGCUUAAGCAUGAAACUAAUUAUGCAUUAAGUAUCAAGGCCGAUGGUGCAGUAAAACAUAUUAAAAUAUUCAAACGUGAUGUAGAUGGUGCAGAUCUCUAUUAUCUUAGUGAAUCUAGAUUUUUUAAGAGUGUCGUCGAACUUGUAGAAUACUAUGAACGCGCUUCAUUAGCAGAGAAUUUUGAAAAACUGGAUCAACGAUUAUUAUGGCCUUUUCGUCGCGUAUUAGCCAAAGCACUAUUCGAUUUUCAUGGUAGUGAACGUAAUCAAUUGAGUCUUCGACGUGGAUGCAGAGUUGUUGUUUUAAGUAAAGAAGGUGAUGCCAAAGGAUGGUGGAAGGGAAAGAUAGGUGAUCAAGUAGGAUUUUUUCCUAAGGAGUAUGUCGAGGAAGAAUAAUAAAAAUGCGACAGUAAUAAUUCUUCUUUAUGUCGCAAUUAUCUUAUCGUGCAAUCAUAAAUUGAGUGAAAUAUAUUUUGAAGAGAUAGAAAAAAAAAAGAAACAAAAAAGUCAAAAAAAAAAAAAAAAUGAAAAGAAAAA
This is a messenger RNA of Vespula vulgaris, 2921 nucleotides long. RefSeq names its product protein vav (gene Vav). Lineage: Eukaryota; Metazoa; Arthropoda; Insecta; Hymenoptera; Vespidae. The record is from RefSeq and is a predicted model, not a curated record. The transcript has 9 exons. Gene Ontology annotation, cellular component: cytoplasm. The coding region runs from base 390 to 2780 and encodes 796 amino acids. Gene Ontology annotation, molecular function: protein binding; guanyl-nucleotide exchange factor activity. Gene Ontology annotation, biological process: regulation of GTPase activity; cell migration.